Molecule: messenger RNA, 33500 nt
Organism: Porites lobata
Lineage: Eukaryota; Metazoa; Cnidaria; Anthozoa; Scleractinia; Poritidae
Source: the annotation of a GenBank genome assembly
GUCACUUCCUGUGCCUGAAACAACAUCCUGUGUUUAAUAUACUCUUUAUCUUGGUAUUCAAGAUCACGGCACGUACGUUGCAAGACUACAGCUUACCCCGACCUAUCAUAGGUACUUUCUGACUACAUUUAGUAUCAGUGGCUGUUUAGAAAAGCACUCUCCUUUUUAAAGUACGUGUUUAUUCUGGAGGGUAUCUCAGUGUUUUAGGUGCUGAACUCCGACGGAAACGCAGACGAGGUCACACCAAAAACACUGAACUAAAUCGCGCCCCUGAUUUUCAGCAAGAUGAGGUCGGCAAUUAAGUGAGCAGUGGCUUAAAAAAACUUGCAUGUUGUUCCACUUUUUCGUCACCUAAUACUACAGAAGCAAUCAAGAGUGACGCGUCUCCUCUGCAUGACUGUCGAAAUUUUGAAUCAUGGCUGCCACUCACAUAACUUUCCGUGUUUAUUUGCAGGUUAGUGUUGUCUGGCUGUAUCAAGGUGAGAAGUUAAGGAACAAAACCUUAGCUUGCACCAUGUUUACGCCGUUACAGAGGGUGUUUUUAGCAGCUCUUAUGGCUUUGAUACCGGUUAAAGAAUCAUUCUGCACAACUUGCUCAGGUAGGUAUGUUGCUCAUUUUACUGCGAAGAUCAUGUUUACCGUUUCAUAUCUCCCGACAGGCAUAUCUUUAUCUGCAGUUCAAAAUAUGGUUCAUUUCAUAUAUUUCGAUUCAUGUAAUUUCCACCAAAGGGCAUAUUACGAACUCGCAGGGCUAGUUCUCCAGUUUUCUUGAUUAGCUCAAUGGAUAGAGAAGUGCGUCCCGUCAUCGCAAUGUUUUAAUUCUCGGUCAAGCCCGUACGGAAUUAUUUCAGGUUAGGUUGUUUUUUACAACGACUGAAUUGCUCAGGUAUUGUCUCAGUCCAACCUGAUCUGAUUGAACGAAUGGAAUACAGUACUCCAAAUAGCUCUUGCAGAUUCAGGCAAGGACCAGGGUCAGAGUGUCAGCGUUUUAUACAAAAAUAAACUAGUAAUAGUUGACACUACAGCUGCCCCCGCUCUGUAUACUGUCGGCUCGUUGUGUAGCUCUUUGAAAUAUACCGAUUCAUAGGGAAGAUUUUCACUCAUAUUCCAUACAACAGGUGAGAUAAAUACAGGAAACGCAAGGUUCCAUGCACAGUUUCAGGUCGAUUUACCCAGCUUUGAGCAAAACAUUCUCAGUUUCUAGAAUAGUUUAUUCUAAACCAUAGGAAAAGAUUUAAUAAGAAGUUGAAUUUUUCGCUAUUUCUAAAAAAUUGACUCAUUUCAGGAAAUUUUGCCAUCUAAACGGUUCAUGUAUUAGAAAAAGUAUUACUUUAACGUUUAUGAGUUUCUCGAAGAAUAAAUUCACGCUUUUGUAGCAAACCUCGGUGACAGAUGUUUCUGUUGGUUUCCGUCCGCCAUGUUGGAACUCAUCCGGGUGAGCACCAGCAUGGGGUCUCCACACAAAUCUCUAUAAGUUUGGGUAAAACAUUUCUUCGGAUAUCUCGUAUACGAAAUAUUCCUCUGACCUGAAUCUUGGCGAGGGUCUUUGUAUAUGUACCUCCUUUCAUUUCCCAGAUUCUGGACUUUAUCUAUUGAACGGUUUUGAUUUUUAUUUUGAACUAUUUUGAAUGGCGUGACACUGAAAACCAGCAAUUCACACUCGCGCAUUCUAGUCUUAUUUUAAACUUUAUAGCGGAAGGACACCUGUGAGCAGGGAACAAGUCAGCACAGAAUUUGAUUGUCGGCGAAUUUCUGCAAUCGUCCAUCAUUCUGCUAGUCAGAAGCAAGCCGUUGUUCACUCGUCUUGCUUGUUUGGGGCUAAGUCUUAUUCCGGUCAAAGAGAGAGAAAGAGUGUCUGGCAAGGUUUCCAAUGAAAGAUUUGUGAACUCGUGUCUGGCAAACUCCCCCAGUGUUUAUUGCGUUCGAGAUACGAGAUAGCAACCACUAAUUUGUGUUGGGUGUUCUGUGCAUUAUUGGGUGCCCUGUGCAAUUAAUAAAGAUUGCAUUUGUCGUCGUCGUCGGCACACAUUUGCCUCGCUUUGAGGCGCUUGCUUACGUUUUGCCUCACUUUGACGAACUAACUCACGUGGUGAUUCCUGCGUCCUCAAGCGUUUGCUGAGGUCUUUUAGCGUUCAUCUUUUAAAAGUUUGCUGAAUCUUCGUAAAGCGUACAUAUUUCAAGAGUUUGCUGAAGGUCUACUAUCGAUCUGUGUUUGCUGAAUCUCUCAAAACGUUCAUCUUUCAAAGUUUUGGCGGCCGUUGUGCCACAAAGUAAAUCUACCGAGUUGUGUAGCUCGGUGGCCGUUGUGCCACAAAGUAAAUCUACAGAGUUGUGUAUCUCGGCGGCCGUUGUGCCACAAAGUAAAUGUACCGAGAUGUGAAGCUCGGCGGCGCCGUUUCCUCAUGACUUGUGAUAUUUUCGGAUCAGGACAAACGAACAUUUGAUUUUAGGUUUAUGUUAUUUCUUUGGAAAAACCUAUAAACAGCCCACAGAAGCUCCAUUCAAGUCACUGAAAUCAACAAACUCGACCAAACUACUGCACUUAUUGAGACGGGCCAUACUGGCGAUAUCACUAGCCUUCAAGGCUUUUUCAUAAUGAUACACAAUUUAAAUAAAGGUUUCGCUGUAAGCAAUCCUUACGUUUAAAAUAUGCCAUGAUCAAAUUAAAGCCCGGUUUCCAUAUGAUCGCUACCAUCGCUGUAAUCGCUGCGAUCGCUGAGAAAAAAAAAAUUCAGCGAUCGCAGCGAUCAUUGCGAUCAUAUGAAACCACUUUUGCAGCGAGAACAAUCGCUGAGAUAUAAAAAGUUCUAUCUCAGCGAUCGCCGGAGAGUGGUUUCCAUAUGAUCGCUGAAUUUUUUUUUCUCAGUGAUCGCAGCGAUCACAGCGAUCGUAGCGAUCAUAUGGAAACCGGGCUUAAUCUAUCGCAAUAACCAUCCACCCUUCCUCCUCAACUCCUACCUGUACGCCUUACAAACAUAUGGAACGCAAUCUUCUAAGCUCCGAUUACUCCUAGUAUACACACAGUUAUACGCACCUUAUAACUUCUUCUGCGCUUAACGAGUGUCGAUAAAAUUUUGGUCCAUAACUUUCACUGAAACAACUGCUCCACAGAAUGUCACUGAUAACACGUAACGCAAGAGUGUCGAAGUAUGACUGCACAAUAAAUGUCUAGAAGUUUGCGCUCUUCGGGCUCUAUGUCCAGGACACUGCGGCUACCCUUUUUAAUAACCUUCGAUCCUGAUAAUCUUAAAGAGAAGUGUGACGAAUUUUAAGCCAUUUAGUUCGCGCAUUUCGUAAAUUCUUAAAGAACCAGGCACAGGCCAGCUUAUCUUAAUUGUAGUUUAAGUUUUAUUCAUACGAUCGUUGUAAACACGUUUUGUUUAAAUCGUUUUUUGAUCUAUUAUUUUUUUCAUAGUAUAUUGUUUAUUGUAAAUAUAUGAUACAUAUAUAUAUAUUUUUUAUUUCUAGUUAUAAGUAACAGAUGGCAUGAAGAGCCACAAUGUGGAAACCCUGUUAUUAAAUCGAUUACUUACUUACUUACUUCUUUUUACUUUUAAUAUCUUUUUGUAGUAAACAAGUUAUCUAUAUGAAGAAUUUAACUUCACUAAAACUGUAACAACAACAACAAACUUUAUUAAUAAACAGAUUAUAGUAUAGAAGCAUUUUCCGCAGCUAACAAGGCUAUUCGAGGCGGGACAAUGCGUGCAAAAUAUGAAAUUAAGACUAAGGCUAACUAAGGAAAGUUUCAGGUUACAAAUAGAUGAAAUAAAAAUCGUAAUAUAGAUGAAGACUAGAUAACACGAUAAACAAGAAAGAAUUAAAUAAAUAAAUUGCAAAAAGAAGAAACUACUGGCUAAUAUGCAAGAAUUUAUUUUUCGACAUUUUUGGCUAAUUUUACCUUUUUAAUUAAGGUGGGCGUAUCAAUAUAGUCAUAUUCUGAAUUUAAAUGUCAAAAAGUAAUUUGCGGAGUGUUUUUUGGAAUUUAUUCUUCGGAAGAUGUCGGAUGUGACAGGUUAUUUCAUUCCACAGCUUUGCACCAAAGCGAAAUAAAGACAGUUUAUAUGAUUCUAGAUCGGAACUGGGAACAUAAAAAUUUCCUAAAGCCGAUGCUCUUGCAUUGGUAAGAGUGGCAAGUACUUGUUUUUUUCUUUAAAUAGAUUUAGAAUGCCAGAAGCUACCUCAUUGUUAUGGACAUCAUGCAUAAAAUUAGAUAUAGUCUGAUAAUAUAAAAAAUUCAAGGGUAAAACGUUGGCGUCAAUGAAGUGAAGUAUUGUGUGUUCGCGUCUGUCCGAGAAGUCUAUUAUCCCAAGAGCUCUUUUUUGUAGCAAUAGGGUUUUCUCGUUCCUAUUUAUAUUCACGACUAAAAGACGGGAAUGGGUGUGCAGCUCGAACUAUGGAGCCUGAGUGUUUAAUGCCGUCCAAAUAACAUACAAAGUUCAACAUCAUAACUAAAGAAUGGUAUACAAAUAUUCCUAAAUAAAGUCACUCAGGCUAAACUAUUUACAUGCGCCGCCUGAUACGAAAACCCAAAAACCUAAUGGGAAAAAAUUGGGAACGUAUUCCCCAACCGAUGCGGCCGCACAACCUCUGGGGGUUAAAGGUAAAAAAUCAAUAGAUAGAUGAAUAAAGUAAGAUAUAAAAAUAAAAGUUGAUGGUUCGAGAGCUGAGAUGAAUACAUGAAAACUGUCAAAACCUUAUAUACCUAAUAACAAUAGAGUCAAUUAACGCCAUAGCGGCUCACAUGCGUUCAUACCAAUAGGAAAGUAUUUACAUUCUCUGUCACUGCCACUACGUUUAGCUCCGCCGAAUGUAAAUACAUAGAUGUGUCUUUGCUGCUUGGCCUUAAGCAGCAAGUCGAUAUAUAAUAUACGGGUAUAUAAGUGAUUUAUAAAUUUUAAGAAGAAUUUGCCGGGGUACAAAAUGACGCAAUUUCGCAAGUAAGCCAACCGUUUUGAUGAUUAUCAAUAUGAUGUUUCCAGGUAAUAGAUAAGGUUUUUAUUAAACAAAAUCCCAAGAUAUUUAAUAUUUUUCUUGGAUUCAAGAGUAGCAUAUUCAAUUUUCCCGUCAUCAAAUAAACAUAUUUUAGGCUGAUAAUUAGGCUUUUUUCGUUUAGGAUGAAAGAUGACAGAAUUGCAUUUACUCAAAAAUAUUAAGAGUCAGCUUAUUAGAUGUUAACCAGUCGUAGAGUUUGCCCAAUUCAGUAUUGACAACCGUUUUAAGAACUUUCAAUUUUUUUCAGCAAAAAUUAUAUUGGUAUCGUCAGCGAAGAGAUAGAAUUUAAGUUUAGUAGAACACUGGUGGAAAUCAUUAACAUACAGAAAAAAGAGAAGAGGGCCUAAAACGGAAACUUGAGGAACUCCAAAGCUGAUUGUGGCUUUAUUUGAUCUGUGUCGCGUUCCCAAGGGUGGAGUUCGCAGUGUUGAACCUGACUCUCCACGAUUGAUUAAGGUUCGUUUAUUGUAAAAUCGUAGAAGCAUAUGGUGAGAGGUUAUUGUUCCUCCAAUCGUAGAAAAGAAAAGAACGACAAAAUAGCAAAAAUUGAAAUGAAAUAACUCCGUAAAAAAACUGUAUUCUCCGAUGAGAUCUUGUAAAACUCUGAGGCUAGUCAACUGUGAUAAUAAUGAUAAAUGUCAAAACUGGUCAAAAAUUAGCGAAUUAAACAAAAAUACAACGAGCGUAACGCAAUGUAUAAAUUCACAACUUAUGUGAUCAGCAAUUUGAGUGGUUAGGGUGCGGUUUUUGGUUGACUAAUCUACGAAAGCCGUAGAAGUUGAGUUUAUCCGAAGUAGAAUAUUGUGAUCAAUGGUGUUAAAAGCUUUAUUAAGGUUAAUAAACACUCCACAAGAGUGUAGACCUUGAUUCAUAUUGGCCUGGAUUGCAUUAACGAUGUCUUAUAUAGCAUGUUGAGUAGAAUGUCCUUUGCGAAAGCCACACUGGGAAGAGAAAGUUCAAUUGUGUUUCUCAAUGUAUUUCAUCAUUCUAGUAUAAAUAAGCCUUUUAAAUAUUCUGUUGAAGUUUGACAGUAAAGACAUAGGUCUAUAAUUAUUUGGGUCCUUCUCGUGAUCAGAUUUAAAAACAGGCACAUUUUUGGACAAUUUCAAUUUUGUAGGGUAUCUCCCUAGGCUGAUAGAAAUAAUAAAUAGUUCCGAAAGAACAAGGGCUAUGAUGCCAAUUCAGCAUUUUAGUAGCUUUGUCGGAGAGGAGUAUAAACCGUGUGAUUUUUUACAAGGCAGAGAUAAUAUAUUAGUCUUUGGAUAAUCAUAUGUUAUUGGUUGAAAAAACGAAGAUGGUAUUGGAGACAUAGUUUUGUUAACAAAGUCGAGAUAAUGGUAGUCUUUACACUAGAGCCUAAAUAAGCUAAGAAAUAUUUCAAGACAAGUAAAUUUUAAAUUCUUCAAGUAAAAGAAAGCUUCACACACAACCUAUCUUUUUUACUUCAGGUUUACUUAAGCCUAUUUUGCCACACAACAUAAUUAAGAUUGAUUGACAUGCUUCGCCUUUCUCAAAGCUUAGAGACCGCAAGUUCGCUAAGUCGGUUUUAAGGAUGGUUUUCAAGUCACUUGAAACUUUCUUGAAUCGUUUCAACUUUCCGACUUUAAUGAGAUGCAAAGUAAAGUUACUUGAGAUUUUACUUAGGCCUUCACACGUAUUUUUUGGUUAAGUAAAACUUAGCAGCUCUUAAGUCUUACUUAACAGCCUAGUGUAAAGACAACCAAUGUUGUUGGGAAGAAGGAAUCUCACUUACGCGUUUACUCCCAUCAGACGCAAAAUGUUCAUCGGCAAUAUUAGGAAUAUGUGAAAAAUCCUUGACUAGUUUAUUCUUACAGAUAGGGUCCUUAAUAGCAAUAACAGUGUUGAGCUUUUUCUUACGGCGAAACGAUACCUCAUUAAUACCUGUCCACGUUUUUUUAUUAUUUGACAUGUUGGCUUCAAAGUAAUCACUGUAAUACUUCUUGCUGAUACGUAUUAGACUUGAAAUUUUAUAUUGUCAUUAGAGGUUGUGAUUUUUGUCUCAUAGACUCUAACAAACGUUAAAAUGAAAGUCACGGUCAUCUAAGAAAGUUAAAAGAUUCUCGAAUUUACAGUUUAAACUAACAAUGUUGUUGUCAAAAGGGAAAAACUUUGAACUUCAUUCUUUGAAAACUUGUCAAAUGAUUUCUUGAAGCUAUGUGGUGUGAAAUACAGAGAAUAAAUCUGUUGAUUAGGAAGGCUGUGGUAGACAUUGAGAUCUGUGUUGAAGUCAGAAUUUAAUUUGAAUAGAUUGAAUUAAAUUGUGUAGGCUAGAUAACUUACCUAAUAGUAAAUUUCUCCUAGAUAGUGAGGAGCAAGCAACUGAGUUGUUAGACGGCCAAGAUGCAAAGCUAAAUUGCCAGUAUAAUUAUAAUAGGGUAGCUCGUUAAGUACAGUUUUACCGUAUUUCUCUAUUGAUUUAUUUCUUGGUGCCUUCAUUUAGUAAAAGUAUAAUGAGAUUAAAUAUAAACUCAGCUUUUUAUUAAUCUUCAUUACUGAUUUCUUGCAAAUCCAUGAUAGAUUUCAAUGUUACAACCACUGAACUUCUCGGAUUUUCUGAGGUAGACAACUCCAUUUUUUGCCUGGCAGAAUUUAAAAGUAUUGUCUCUUUUAAACCUGUUACUCUCGUAGAGUAGUUCCUGGAGUUAAAUGGUUUAAACACAAAGUGAGUGACGUCCACGCUACCUGGAAAAUCCAGUUCUGCUGCCGCUAUGCUCGACGCUUCAUUUCUUUUAGCUAUGACCUUUUCUUUGGCAAUCUUUCGAACGAAUUUACAUACCACAACAUUCGGUCUGUUAGAAGCAGUGCGAAAAGGAACCCGAUAUCAUUUACAUUGACAUUCUCGACCCCCACGACAGAAAAAAGUUUCAGACAGAGAUGUGUUGUUUGCUCGGAGGUUUCGUUCUCUGCUACGGUCGGCAAUCCAACGAUUUUAACGUUGUAUUGUUAACUAUGAUCUUCAAAGGCGUUAAGAGGUUUCGUAAUGCGUUCGCACUUUAUGGACAUCUUAUUAACUCUCUUUGUCAGCUGCUGGAUUUGUUUAGUGACAGCAGUUUAAGAAGAAGUAAAGUCGUCCAACUGAUCAGAUAUUCUACAAAAUGUUCUUUGCCUGGUGACAUUUCCUUCGUCUUCUUCUGCCCUGCGCUUGCGACAUGUCGUCAGUGAUUUUCUUCAAUUGAUUCUGUAGAUCUUGAAUUUCUUUUCGUAACACUUGGUUUUCCUUCCUUAGUUUCCUUAGUUUUUCCGGCUAGCUUUCAUUUUAAAAGACAAUGUAAAUUUUGUUUUUAACCUUUCGAAUCAUCAUAAUCUUUAUCAUCACCAUCACCAUCGCCAUCACCAUCAUCAACACCAGCAGCACCAUCUUCAACAACAUCACCAUCAUCAGCAGCUUCAGCUUCAGCAUCAGCAUCAUCAGCAGCAGCUUCAGCAUCAGAAUCAUCAUCAACAUCAGCAUCAGAACCAUCAUCAACAUUAACAUCAGCAGCAUCAGUAUCAGCUUCAGCACUGGCAUCAUCAACAACAUCAUCAGCAUCAGAACCAUCACCAUGAUCAUCAUUAUCAUCAACAUCAACAACAUCAUCGUCAUCAGCUUCAGAACCAUCAUCAUGAUCAUCAUUUUCAUUAACAUCAACAUCAUUAUCAGCAGUAGAAGCAUCAGUUUCAUCAUCAUCAUUAUCAUCAUUAACAUCGUCAUCAACACCAUCUUUAUUAUUAUAUGAGAAGUUCGCACAGAGCUCGAUCUAUUCUUAGGAAGAAACUACUCGGGCCACAAAUGUAAUAAUUUACCGGCAAAAAUGCAGUAAAGCCUUCAAAUGCAAUGAAAACCGUACUUACCUAAAAUCAUGUCGCCCUCGAACAAGCGUCGCCCUCGCCGCACAAGAAAGUCGAAAGUGCCUCGUAGCCGCAUUUCCCAGUAACAUUUGGGUACUUAAUAAGAAAGGGAAAUUAAUACACCUCUCUUUUCCAGGUCAUUGAAGUGUAUCAGAAAGUCCUUGUUGAAAAUAAUGACCUUAAAAGAAAGAUGGGCGUGUCUUCUAAACAUGAAAAUCUCUCUCAUAAGUCAUUUUUUAGAGACUUUAAUUCUAUUUUCCAUAUCUUUGGUGCUCAGUUUAAAAACGACUUGUCUGAUUUCCUUUAAAUAAAAACAUUUUUAUAACCCACUUGACAUCGACAAGUUAUCAACUUACAUAAGAGUAAAUUGAUAAGUAGCUAGAGUGCGUAAUGGAGACGUGUGAAAUUAGGGUAUAUUUUCACAAGUGUGGCAUUUGAUUACCUAUUAAUAUCAUGGGUGAUGAAUUACGUUCGCAAUCGUGAAAUUUUGUCAUGUUAAUCCUGAUUUAUCGUGUGGAUCAAGAAAUCCACACACUCAAAAGUUCACAGUUCAAAUUUGGCUUAAGUUCAGAAUUUUCAGACUUUUUCGAAAAAAUACCUGUUAGAAUAUCCUUUAAUGUGCUCUUUCGUGUGUUUAGGUUUUCUAAAGCGUCUUAAAAUGCCCUGGCAUCUUCAUUGAUUUUAUAACAGUUUAAAACUUUGUCGCCAUCUUGGCACUGAGGCGUACGGAAGGUUGCCAUGGCAAUUUUGUUAUUUUACAUGUGAAAUUAUAAUACUAAUUAACGCUGAAUUUUCGCGCCAAAAUUAAGAAGUAAUUUAUCGCCCAUGAUAUUAUGAAUAGAAACAAGUACAAAUUUCUUCUUUAAGUUUAUUCUUCCAAGAGAUAUGCAUUGCUGCUUGCCAUUUGCCUUGUAUUACUAGCUUGUCGUUAUGAAAAAUACACCGGCCUGUGAGAACCCCUGUUCAUUGCCUAAGAAAUGUGGCGCAAAAACCUAUCUGAUGUGUCGACCCGUUUUAAAGAACAACGCAGUGUAGCCGAAAUCCCCGUUUUUAUGUGUAAACAAAAGCUCCAUCUUUAUUCGAUAUGGAUUCUGACUUCACUAACAAGAGACAUACAAAGUGAAAAGUUUAUUUAGCCAUCCGAUACCAUUGGGUGUAUCCAAGUUAAGUUACACCAAUGCCAUAGCUGUAGCAAAACACUAUCAUAUGUUCUAAGCUAGAACAUGUGACACGCCAGAUACGAAAGAACCACUAAAAACCACCCUUGAGAGGUGGUCAGAAAAUCUGUGAAAACGUAUUCCUCUACUAAUGCAGUGGUACGGAACCCCGGGGAAAGGGCUGAAGCCAAAACAUAGAAGGCGAAAUACUUUAUUACAAUAUAGGCCAGUCCAAAAAGAACUAAUUCCAAAGGAGCGCAGGAUCAAAUGCCUAAAUGCCUAAACCAGUACCCAAACACAGUUAUUCCGAAUUCGAAAGAAUAUGAGAUCCACUGGAAAAUAAACUUUACUAAACUAGCAGUAACCGUCGGUUAGGAAGUGCUGGCGAACAUGUGGGUUUACCUUGGAGAUACGAUUGAUGAAAACCCGGCUUUCAUAUCAGAGAAGGCCCUUCUAGUUCCAGUCAACAAAAGGAACCUCGCCAGAUGGUGAAAGUGGAAAAUGGAUUGAACAACACAGUAAACGCGAGUCAUAUUUAUUUAAUUCAACGAUUUUAUUCACAGUUGCUUGGACACAAUAAUCAGCCUGUGAAUGGCGAGAAGCGAGGAGAGAAUACAAACACCAGCGCACUUCUUAACCGUGCCGUCAGAAUAUUAGUUUCUUACUAAUUCGUUCCCAUGUCUCUCAAACGUCAGAUAUUAACUUUCUUGAGUCGGCAUAUCAGCUAUCUUGAUUAGUGCAGCAAAGGGUUAAGGGAGUGGAUUCAUUUUUAGCCUGAUUGGCGUUUAGCCGUUGCAUUGUUCAUUGGAAGUUUUUGUUGUUGUUGUUGUUGUUGUUUUUUUUCAACGUCAAGUAUCAAUAGGCCAUUUCAUGGUUCGUAAAACUAUCAGUUUCAAAGUGAAGUUGUGAGAGCAAAAACUUUCUUGUGAAAACUGAUAAUAUUUAUCAGCAUGAGAGGGCGAAUGCGACGACUGCUAUACGAGUUUGUUGCGAAUGAAUUCAAACUAAAACAGUUCUCACCCUCACUGCCGUUGCAGCUAGCGCCACGUUUACAAUACCAGGCCGGUUACUUGAGGAAAUUGUCUUUUUUCAGUUCCUGAAAUCCGUGUGAAGCCACAUAGCAAUGGUUCUUUUUAUGCUAGCGAAAAGACAGAUGUAAAGUUUUCCUGUAACAUCAGACGAAAAGGUCGAGAAGUGUACCAAGUGCACUGGGAGAAGGACAAUAAAACACUCCGAGCAGCCGACCAUAAACGAGUGACUAUCGUGCAGCGAUGGUUAAAGAUAAAGAAUGUCAAGAGAGGCGACGCUGGUCUUUACUCGUGUAUUGUUCUGAACAAGUGUGGAGGGAGGAACGUUGUUCACAUUCGCCUGUAUAUCCGAGAAUGUAAGUAAGUAUGUUGUGUACCUCAAAACCCUAUUCAAACCGUUGGUGGGGGGGAGCGCUUUAGAGGACACCCUCGCUUAAAUUUGAAUAACUUCAAAACCGUUCAAGUUAUGACCGCCAAACUCAGUGAGUUUUCGUCAAAUUUAUCUGAGAACAUUUUAAAGUCGUCGUGACGUAUACGUCAAAAUUGAUGUUAACCUAGCAACCGAAUUUUGACAGCCUAUUUUUCAAAAUCUGCUUUUCUCUUUAAAAAAUAUAUAUACACAUAUCAAAUUUUCUGUCAGGAUAACCUCUAUUUUUGCGGAUUUUGAGGAAAGUUCCAGUUAUUUCUUUUAUUACAAAUAUCGGCAUCAUGAUAUUUUUGCUAAUAAUGUGUUAGCUAACUUCUUACUUUUAUCAGCCACCUUAUCAUGAAGUAUUUUUCCUCUUGGUGGGGUGGGGAAUGACAGGGUAUUCUUGUUGUUCUCAUUAUUCAGUCCAGGUUAUCAGGGCAUAUUUAUGUCAAUCAGGUGAGCCAGCUUACUUUACAGUGUGACUACUAUAAACCGGGCACUUAGACUUAGUUGACCAAAUGGAUUACAGAAAAAUGGCAAUACAUUUCAAGAAUGUUGGUUGUGGGCCAAUUAGCAGUUCGUAAAAAACAAUAAGUUACUCGAAGAAAUAUUCAUAGCAAACGUUUUUCAAGAAAGCAAACUGUUUUCCCCAGACAAUGUUUUUCUAUUCGUAAAUUUACUAUUUUAGGGGGGACUGGUUAAAAUUUGGGGGAAAUGAUGUUGAUUUGGAAAGGAAAUAUAUGAGGGUAGAAUAGGCAUACACAUAAACCAGUUAGUCCGCUAAUGGGAUCAGAGGCAACUUGUUGAGGUGGCGGACUAUCUGGUAAUUGUCUGCUACUAAUUAUUUACUUCAUAUUUCAAUUUUUAACAACCCCCAAAUCCAAUAUCUUCCCUUUUUCUCGAAAUUUCAAACAUUCCCCCCGCCCCCUCCUCUAAAUUUUAGACAUUAGAAACAUUCGAAAAAUCAUCCAAAUAUUCACAAAUAAUUAUUGAACUAAGGACUGUAACUUAAUUGAGUUACUUUUUGAUCGAAUUAAAUCUUGGCUAGAUAUUUAAUGUUAAGAGAAAGGGUAGAAAUCAACCAAAAAUAACGCUUUUAACCAGACUGCGCCCCCCCCCAGCACUUAGAAGACAUUACUUGUUUGACACAAGCUGUUAUUUAGUGAUCUACCAGCAAUUUCUUCCCUACCAUUGCCGCGCUUUAAAAUAACAUGCGACGUCAAGCCAAAAUUAUUAGUAACGUUUACGCUUUUCGCCUCCCUCAUCACUCUAACGGACCUCUCAGGAGACACCGGCUUUGUUCAGCGCGUUCAAAAGUUCUUCUUGUCUGUAGGUUGUGACUGGUUGAUUUCGAUCCAUGUUGUUUAUUUCGUUUCCUGGUAAUUAUGGCUGACAACUAACUUUCUCGGAAUGUAUUGUUAUUUUCCUGUAAUCCAAUUGGCCAACUUUGUCUAAGUGGCCCCGGUUAGAGUAGUCGCAGGUCGCUUUCCAUUCAACAAAAAUUCGGUUUGAAAUUUCGGAAAUUCCGCUUGCCCGAUGGAACGGUACAUUCCGGUCGCAAAGACCCGAACCAAGCCACCGAGCGUUUGGUUAUUGUUCUUGUCAACAGGAUGCCACAGAGCGGUACAGGGGACAACAAUUUUGUCAAAUGGAAAGGGACAUUUCGGUCCGACCGACCGAAAUGACCAGAAAGGUCAAAGAGGUUCACCUUCAAAGCUGGUCCCCAAUAUUCCGGUCGAACCAAACCGAAAUGUCCGGAAAUUUGGGUUGAAUGGAAAGCCCCCGCACUGUAAGUUUUGGCUUAACUUAUGCCUCAUUGGCAUAUACUUUUUGUGACUCACUGUUGGGAAGGCAUGAUGAAUACCGAUAAACCUUAAAUGAAAUAUGACAUUUGAACUCGUAUAUGCCACACUGUUGGCAAAGACGAGGCAAAGCCUACGAUCUCCCCUCUUCCCCGCAGCCAUAUAUACAGGUGGGAAUCUAUUAGCUCUCAGACGCAAGCAACUCUCGGUAUUUUUGGUACGUUGUAAUUUGUCCAACAAAAUGUUGGAGUUGUUGUUGUUGUAAUUAAAAUACAGACGAGAUCUUGCGUUUCCCGCUGCUUUCCUCGGUUCUUGUAUUGUGAUGGCAGUUUUGUUAGUCGCUUUUGACUCUUUGAAAUUGUUUUAAAGUUUCUGACUAUGAUUAUUCUUUUUUGUUUGAUUGUUGUUGUUGUUUAAAGUGCUGCCUACACCUACAGUGAACAGGAAUUUAACAUCAGGUAAGAAUAGCAACGAGUAGGGCACUUCCUUAUAGCUUAACAAGCAGGCAAUGGUUUUUCUUUUAACACAAACACCAUUCGCUUUCUUCUUAUAGCGGCCCCGAGGUUUAUUGUGUCAAAACGCAAGCUACAAAAAACACUGUUAGCCCUACCGGUCGGUAACUCAGUAAAACUUGACUGUUCCGCGAAAGGAUAUCCUCACCCCACGAUAGCAUGGUACAAGAACAGAAAACCCUUUAACGAGAGAAGAGGACGUUUGCCAUACUUGGAUGGAAAGUAUGUGUUGCGUUUAAAAGACGUGGUACCGUCAGAUACUGGAAGAUACACCUGUAACGUCAGUAACCAUCUUGGAUGGAUCAACCAUUCAUACUAUGUUGACGUGCAUGGUAAGGUGUUGCUUUGACUCACAUGAUCUACAGCCACAACCCCCCUUAUCAAGAGCUUCAUUGCUUGGGGAGGGAGAGGUAGGGGAGGCGAGAGAGGAAAGGGCGGGAGUUGGGAGUUCUAUAAGUGUGGGAAGCAGGAGAAAUAGGGAGGAACUAUGCAGUAAUGCUUUAUAUUUUUUAAUCGAAAAAAACGGCUAAAGGGAGGAAGCCAAAAAGGCGGUUGGAGCCGGGAAUGCAAGGUACGAGAGAAGGAGCAUUUGACAUGACUCCCCUGCCCACAGGAGAGGGCAGGAGAGUCAUACUCUAGCAGUUAUGGUAGAAGGAGAUGAAAGUAGCCAGCCAAGGAUGGCUAACUAGCAGGCCGUUUUGGCCGGCUACCGGCCCUUAUUAACAGCCCUGUGUAUGCUAGCGACCUCAACACUAAUAUAUAGAUUUAGCCAGGGAUAAAAGAGAAGCUCUCGAUAAUUUUAUAUUUUGCUCAAACAAAAUAUCAGGGUCGUAACAUGGUAUAUCCGGGACCCAUUGAUCCCUAUUUUCUUGCCGUUAUUUUGAUCCCUGAGCCCUGAUAAAAGAAUUGAUCCCAUCCAUGUUUUUACACAAAAUUUUAAGUUAAGCAACUUUGUUUAUCCCCAAAUGUAGAAUAUAGAACAUGCUCAAAUGGGCUGAUGAGAAAAACAUUAACUUUAAUUUUUAGUGCAAGUUGUAGGUUCUAUCAGAGCUUUGUAUUCUGCUAUCCCUGUUGAUCUUGUAGUCUUAUUUGAAUUUCCUCUUUCACUCUGUGUGUGUUACAGUGAGGAUCACAAUCAAUUACCAAUAGCAAAAUACCUGCUUUACAUGAAGUAGAAACUUAAAUGACGCAAGCCACUCGUUCUACAGUUUAACAGCUUUUCUGUGUCAAGCCCAUUAAUGGCUUUUCCUGGCUUAAUAACCAUUGUAAAUAGUCAGAGGACAUAUCUGGUUGUAGGUCUUCCAGACCUAGCUCCUUCCAGCUUCAAAUCUAAUAGGCUCUGAAAAGUUGUCCACCUGAGCUUGUUCCCCUUCCCCUUCGUCACCACCUGACGCAGGUGAAUCAUCUGAUUCAACUGACCCCUGGAGCAAUGCAACUAGGCGUUACUCUUCAAGGCAGCUCAAACAGAAGUUGUUUCCUUCUUUUAUUAUUUGAACUUUCCCGAUGUAACACUUAGGUGAAUUUCUAUCAUCACGGUACCCAGUCUGGUAUACAAGGGGAUCUUCUUGUAACUGUUCCAGCCAUCUCAAACCCAUGUGAUCUUCCAGGAAUGCGUCACCCUGCGUUAUGGUGGAAAUCUUUUAAAAGGACUGCAAGGAAGAAAGGAUGAUAUACCUCUUGUAAUUGUGCUUGAGAGCAACUGCGUCGCCUUUUGAACAGAUAAUCUCAAAUUCUUCGGCUGCGUCUUGAACUGUAGUUUGUCCUUCACUCCCUUGAACCUCUUUCAGCAGAUCGACUUCUUCAUAUGCCGACGCAUUCCUUCUGAACAUACUCAGAGCAAGUGGAAGUGUACCAGCUCUUUCUUUGCUCUUCCCUCUCGUUCGUUGCUGUCGUACAUCCCGUCCGAAUUCUUUCGCAAAGCUCUGCAAUGCCUUCCUUUAUCGCUCCUUUCCCCUCCGCGCUCGUUUCCUCGUCCAUAUCUUCCUUAAGGUUUACUCUUGCCGUGCGACUUUCAAAGCCAUUCCGGUGCCUUUGGACCCAGCUUUCUCUGUGUGUAAUGGCUUUGAGGACCGGUAUAAAAGAUAAACGAGGAUUGGUAGAGUCUCUAUUGAUUCUAAAAAGCAGCUGGGCCGCCGGAAUGCGUAGUCGUUCGGAGCGGGUGUUCUCACUCCACUAAGAAAUUCAGGCUUUAAAUCUAACGUGAUGAUACCUUUCGGGGCCAACCAUUACAUAAGCCCAGGCCGAAAAGCCCAAAGGGCCGAAAAAAUUCUUGUAGAUCAAUAUUGUCACUAAAGUCUGUAAAUUUUGUGCAAAACAAAACAGCCACUGCACGAAUGAGGUCUGAAAAAAUCUUGCAAGAAAAAAAUAACCCAUCCCCAGCUCAAAAAUCAAAUAGUGGGCCCCUUACUGGUGCCCUUCAUGCUGAGUGCUAUAAGUAAUUAUUUUAAAUGAAAAUAUGUUAAAUUCCUGCAGACUCUGCUACUUGUACCUAGAAUGCAAUAUUCCUUUCACCAAUUCAACCGUUUAUUUUAUAAAAAAAACUAAAGAAAAUAAACUAUAAAGGUUUUUGUUACUUUUAUUUCACCGAGGUAAGUCUUUGGUGUUCGACUUAUUUUCACUAAUUCUACACUGUAAUUUAAGACUAUUUAUCAUACAAGCGUUUAUCAACAGUAAUGGAAUGUGUCCUUUACUUUCCCGGCCCAAUACUAGUACUGGUAGGUGAACCGAUCUCGGUUUCUCAUCAGAGUUCGAGAUAACCUUAAAACUCCAUGCAAUUAGAGCAGACUUUAUUAAAUUGCGAGAAAGCAUUUAUUUUGCAACAAAGCGCACGAAUUCAUUGUACUUUCGUAUUCUACUUUUGACGUCCAUUCUAAUUAUUUAAGUACUGUAAGAGUUAAGUUACUGGUCAAGAAAUACGAACCUCGAUUUAUAGUCGCCUUCUGACUUGCUUGAGGCGAUAAGGCAAUCGGGACCUAUACAGUAAAUUCCGCUUUCAAUGAAUCGGUUUGUCUGUUGUCCUGGCGGUGUUAUGUUUGAUCGGCCGAAACUCGAGGCUAGGACCCUUGCCAGGAGUAAUUCAAGGAAGUACUUACAUACCUUACGCUGUCACAGGAUUUCUUUUUGUCCUUUUUCUUCUUCCCCAUUUCUCGCAAAAAAGAUGUAUAAAUCGCUUUCAGUGCGCUUUCUCUGCCUUCUGGCGUUGACAGCGCGUUCAGGAGUUGCGUUACAAAGGGAAAAAAUUGACUUGAGAUUCAUAUUACGGUGCCCUCAACAAUUAAUAAAUUAAGAAUAUGAUACAAUGUUUUCGUCAAACAGCCAGGACUUCGUAUGACAGGAACUGCCGCCAGCUGGAAGCAAGAAUAGGUAAUGUACCUCGGCCAGGAAAUUAUAUGGACACAAACCUUAUUAAGCGGAAAAAUUUUGAGAUAAGAGAUUUUUAGACCGUGUAAUAAAUCUGAUCCAUGAUUAGGGCUCAAAAGCCUUGUGAUCCCUGAUCCCAUUCUUCUGAGCCCUGAGCCCUGAUCCCGGUCAUAUUUUGGGCUUUGAGCCCUGAGUCCAUAUACCAUGUUACGACCCUGAAAUAUAAAAUCGUGUAAUGCUAAGCGGCGAAGGCAACGCCGGAGAACGGUGAAAAACAACAAUAUGUCUAAUUAGCAAAAAAGCAACUUUGCUCGUGCAGCACGCUUUUUUUGUACAUUUCUUUGCCGUUGUUUUGCACGACUACAACGUUAAACUUCCCGGCAGAAACUUCUUAGUUACACGUUUUAUGGAGAAAAUGUCAUACUUUUUCUCGUUCUCUUUUAUAAUAAAGUUCUUACUUACUUACUUACUUACUUACUUACUUACUUAAAAACAAUCUAAAAUCAACACUUCAAAGCUGAAGAAAUUCGAUUUUGUGAAAAAAGUGCUUUUGUCUGCAAAAUGACUUCACUUUUACAUGAUUGUGUAACUCAGAUUCACAAACAUUUACAGUCCAUGGCGAAUUGGAAGAAAAAAAAUGGCCGUUUCAUUUUGGACACUCCUUCAGUCGAGUCUGUUGUGCAUAUAUAUGCAUAAAGUCCUUCAGCUUGUCAUUACUUCAACGAUACUCUCAUAGUAUGACCAUCUUUUUUUCUCUUUCGUACACAUAGAACGAGUCCGUGCCAAGCCAGUUGUCAUUCCGAUGAUAAACGCAACUGCUUUCGUUGGAGAAAGCGCCACGUUGCUAUGCAGGGCAUAUAGUGCUGCCAUGCCUCAUUUCCAGUGGUUACGAUGGUUUCCAAUGCAUUUCAACAGCUCUGGUAACAGCACUGAAGGCAGCAAAUUGCAGUAUGAAGUCAUAAAACAGAACCAGCAAGCUCCCAUUAAUUGGCUUAGCACUAGCAAUAGCAGGCACGCUUUCCAUGAAGUCACUUUGACUUUGGAUAACGUUACAAAGAAAAGUGAAGGAAAAUACACUUGCCUUGUGAGAAACUCACUUGGUUAUGCUCUGCGGAACGCUUACAUAAUAGUUCACGAAAAGAUUGGUAAGUGGUUGCCCAUAAUCGUAAUUAUAAAAAAAAAAGCGGUCAAACAAGCGAAACUUAAUCUAUCUAAUCCUUCCCCAGCAGCAAUUCAACGCCCGACGGACCUAGCUCGGUCGAAUGAAUUUAGUAAUGAAUUCUUACUAUAGCUCUUUUAAAGAACGCUCUAACUAUGUGCUAUUUUCUUCUCAGUGUACAUUCAGACGGCCCAGGAGCCUACGAUGGGCUCCUAUACGGCCUGAGUUUCGAGAUACUCUCUUGGCAAAGCAAGGCGUAAAGCAUAAUCAUUAAAAUUUUGAAAAUGAGUAUUAAAAUUUACUUGUGAACAGACAGAUAUUUUCAUAGAGAGUAAGACAGAAUUUUCACACUCAUCAAUGACACCCUUUUACCAUGGUUACGAGAUAGCCGUUAUUGGUGACAUGAGGUCUAGCCACAGAGCUAUUUUUCAGCAAAAAGUGAAUUUUUCGUACUUUUCUGCACAAAAAUUGCAUUGAAAACAGAAGCAAAAUCACUGAGAUUAAGUUAUUUAUCUUACAUCUAGUAAACCAUAUAUAGUCAUCAGUUAGCCUGGGAAAACAGGUUUGCUCGCGAAAUUACGUCGGAGAAACGAGCACAGAAAUUCCACACUUGUGACGUAUCACUACCUAUACAGAUCUGUGUAGUGGAGCUUCUGAUUAGUUGAAGAAAAUUUUCCCCGCGCAUGACCAGUCAAAAGCAACACCCAAUUCUGGCUAAUGAUGCGUCAUCAGUAUGGAAUUUCUACAGAUAUUUCUGUUCCUCAGACGGCAUUUCUCAAGUACACAAACGGUGGCGUCGCGAAGUUAGUGGAGUGAUUUCGGUUUAUGGAGAAAAUGUACUACCACUACUCAUGACUUACAGGUUUUCUAGCAGCUCUUCUUCCGACAACGUUUGUUUGAAAGAGCUGUAGCCAACGAAGAAAUACUUCUACGUCAGAGUGCAAAUUUAUGAAACCCAACACAAGGGUGGAUUUCCACUGUCGCGAACAUUUCUACGUGCGUAUGCGCGUAAAUAAAAUAGAGGCAAUGUAUGAAAGGUCACUCAACUUUUACAUUUAAGCGCGACCUUUAAUACAUUGCCUCUAUUUUAUUUACGCUGGUAAAAAUUACGCGGCAGUGGAAAUUUACCUUUAUCGUCUAACGUCAUAGUCUUUGGGUAAUGUUGCCCGUUCAGAAGUUAGGGAUUUUUAUUGUUUGAUGAGAGCAAGAGCGCUGUUGGAGGAACAGAUCCAGUUUUCUAGCAGUAACAUGAACCUCUAAGGUUCUGAACCUUAAAGGUCCUCUUAAUAGGGAAGUUCCAUUGUAAUCUACCCAACUGUCGUUAGUCUACACCAAAUUAAUUAGUUGAGGAUCUUUUUCAAUAUCCCAACAUCUCUCCCUUCUUUUGUAUCGGUAUAGUUUGCAAUGAUGAUAAUAAUAAUAACAAUAAUUCAAUAAUAAUAAUAAUAAUUCUAUUGAUAACAAUGCUAACUAUUAAAAUCUUAUUUACAGUUAAUUCACUUAAAAAAACUAUUUCGUCGAAAGACUAUUUACAGUCAAUCCUUUCGUCAAAAAACACUUAGUUUUGAUUAGAAAAAAAUUCAUUACUUUAAACAAAAAUUAUACAAAUUAAGAACAUUGCAUUUCAAUUAAAACAAUUCAUUUCGAUUAGAAAAAGAAGAAACUAUUUUCAAGGUCAGUUGCAUUCUUACUAAGACAAUCACUAAAAACAAAUCACUAUGAAGGGGGAUAUUAAAUAGCGUUCACAAUGUGUUAAUGACGAAUAUUUGCUAUUUAAAAGUAAGGAAACACAUAACUAGUCCGAUUGAAUGGCUCCUUCAACGACUUCGACGUCAAUAAUAAUAAUAACAUAAUAAUAAUUAUGAUAAUGAUCAUUAUCAUGAUCACGAUAUUGAUGAUGAUGAUGAUAACUCAUUAAACGCAGCUUCUGGAUGACUAGCUGAAGUCUCCCUUAAACAUCAAGUCACUGCCCGUGACCUUAGGUGUCUAAGACUUUGCGAAGUAUUCUGGCUAUACCCAGUAAUUAGGCACGCUCUCUGCAAUGAUUCUAAAAGACAGUUGACACCAAUCGCUGCUAACCACUUGUCUAUGCCUUUCGAGACAGUUUCUAUUGCAGUUAUUAUUGCACCAAUUAUGACUGGCACCAUAGUUACUCUGCGCAAUUUCCAGAUCCGUUUCAACUCCCGCUUAAGGCCGGUCUUAUUAUUACUUAUUAUUAUUAUUAUUAAUUACUAUUAUUAUUAUUUAUGACCGGAAUAGUAGGCCAUUAGCUAGUCAAUGCUACAAAUUAGAUCAAUACAUAAUGCGUGAGGGCACUAAGAAAUUGUUUGUUUUCCAUGCAGACGAAAUCCGUAGCGAAGACGUAGGUACCUCCACGACCUCAGCAGCGAACUCAGGUUAGGUGAAUUCCAAAGAGUCGAAAUGGUGCCAUUAUGGUACCCAUUGUAGGUCACAAGCAAAUAAACAUGCAUGCUUGAAAUUGUUUUAAAGUUUCUGGCUAUGAUUAUUCUUUUUUGUUUGAUUGUUGUUGUUGUUUAAAGUGCUGCCUACACCUACAGUGAACAGGAAUUUAACAUCAGGUAAGAAUAGCAACGAGUAGGGCACUUCCUUAUAGCUUAACAAGCAGGCAAUGGUUUUCUUUUAACACAAACACCCUUCGCUUUCUUCUUAUAGCGGCCCCGAGGUUUACUGUGUCAAAACGCAAGCUACAAAAAACACUGAUAGCCCUACCGGUCGGCAACUCAGUAAAACUUGACUGUUCCGCUAAAGGAUAUCCUCACCCUACGAUAGCAUGGUACAAGAACGGAAAACCCUUUGACGAGAGAAGAGGUCGUUUGCUAUACAUGGAUGGAAAGUAUGUGUUCCGUUUAAAAGACGUGGUACCGUCAGAUACUGGAAGAUACACCUGUAACGUCAGUAACCAUCUUGGAUGGAUCAACCAUUCAUACUAUGUUGACGUGCGUGGUAAGGAAUUGCUUUGACUCACAUGAACUACAGCCACAACCCCUCUUAUCAAGAGCUUCAUUGCUUGGGGAGGGAGAGGUAGGGGAGGCGAAAGAGGAAAGGGCGGGAGUUGGGAGUUCUAUAAGUGUGGAAAGCAGGAGAAAUAGGGAGGAACUAUGCAGUAAUGCUUUAUAUUUUUUAAUCGAAAAAAACGGCUAAAGGAAGGAAGCCAAAAAGGCGGUUGGAGCCGGGAAUGCAAGGUACGAGAGAAGGGAGCAUUUGACAUGAUUCCCCUGCCCACAGGAGAGGACAGGAGAGUCAUACUCUAGCAGUUAUGGUAGAAGGAGAUGAAAGGAUGGCUAAGUAGCAGGCCGUUUUGGCCGGCUACCGGCCCUUAUUAACAGCCCUGUGUAUGCUAGCGACCUCAACACUAAUAUAUAGAUUUAGCCAGGGAUAAAAGCGAAGCUCUCGAUAAUAUUUAUAUUUUGCUCAAACAAAAUAUAAAAUCGUGUAGUGCUAAGCGGCGAAGGCAACGCUGGAGAAGGGUCAAAAACAACAAUAGGUCUAAUUAGCAAAAAAGCAACUUUGCUCGUGCAGCACGCUUUUUUUGUACAUUUCUUUGCCGUUGUUUUGCACGACUACAACGUUAAACUGCCCGGCAGAAACUUCUUAGUUACACGUUUUAUGGAGAAAAUGUCGUACUUUUUCUCGUUCACUUUUAUAAUAAAGUUCUCACUUACUUACUUACUUACUUACUUACUUACUUACCUACUUACUUACCUACUUACUUACUUAAAAACAAUCUAAAAUUAACACUUCAAAGCUGGAGAAAUUCGAUUUUGUGAAAAAAGUGCUUUUGUCUGCAGAAUGACUUCACUUUUACAUGAUUGUGUAACUCAGAUUCACAAACAUUUACAGUCCAUGGCGAAUUGGAAGAAAAAAAAUGGCCGUUUCAUUUUGGACACUCCUUCAGUCGCGUCUAUUGUGCAUAUGUAUGCAUAAAGUCCUUCAGCUUGUCAUUACUUCAACGAUACUCUCAUAGUAUGACCAUCUUUUUUUCUCUUUCGUACACAUAGAACGAGCCCGUGCCAAGCCAGUUGUCAUUCCGAUGAUAAACGCAACUGCUUUUGUUGGCGAAAGCGCCACGUUGCUAUGCAGGGCAUAUAGUGAUGCUAUGCCUCAUUUCCAGUGGUUACGAUGGUUUCCAAUGCAUUUCAACAGCUCUGGUAACAGCACUGAAGGCAGCAAAUUGCAGUAUGACGUCAUAAAACAGAACCAGCAAGCUCCCAUUAAUUGGCUUAGCACUAGCAAUAGCAGGCACGCUUUCCAUGAAGUCACUUUGACUUUGGAUAACGUUACAAAGAAAAGUGAAGGAAAGUACACUUGCCUUGUGAGAAACUCACUUGGUUAUGCUCUGCGGAACGCUUCCAUAAUAGUUCACGAAAAGAUUGGUAAGUGGUUGCCCAUAAUCGUAAUUAUAAAAAAAAAAAAGCGGUCAAACAAGCGAAACUUAAUCUAUCUAAUCCUUCCCCAGCAGCAAUUCAACGCCCGACGGACCUAGCUCGGUCGAAUGAAUUUAGUAAUGAAUUCUUACUAUAGCUCUUUUAAAGAACGCUCUAACUAUGUGCUAUUUUCUUCUCAGUGUACAUUCAGACGGCCCAGGAGCCUACGAUGGGCUCCUAUACGGCCUGAGUUUCGAGAUACUCUCUUGGCAAAGCAAGGCGUAAAGCAUAAUCAUUUAAUUUUGAAAAUGAGUAUUAAAAUUUACUUGUGAACAGACAGAUAUUUUCAUAGAGAGUAAGACAGAAUUUUCACACUCAUCAAUGACACCCUUUUACCAUGGUUACGAGAUAGCCGUUAUUGGUGACAUGAGGUCUAGCCACAGAGCUAUUUUUCAGCAAAAAGUGAAUUUUUCGUACUUUUCUGCACAAAAUUGCAUUGAAAACAGAAGCAAAAUCACUGAGAUUAAGUUAUUUAUCUUACAUCUAGUAAACCAUAUAUAGUCAUAAGUUAGCCUGGGAAAACAGGUUUGCUCGCGAAAUUACGUCGGAGAAACGAGCACAGAAAUUCCACACUUGUGACGUAUCACUACCUAUACAGAUCUGUGUAGUGGAGCUUCUGAUUAGUUGAAGAAAAUUUUCCCCGCGCAUGACCAGUCAAAAGCAACACCCAAUUCUGGCUAAUGAUACGUCAUCAGUAUGGAAUUUCUACAGAUAUUUCUGUCCCUCAGACGGCAUUUCUCAAGUACACAAACGGUGGCGUCGCGAAGUUAGUGGAGUGAUUUCAGUUUAUGGAGAAAAUGUACUACCACUAUUCAUGACUUACAGGUUUUCUAGCAGCUCUUCUUCCGACAAUGUUUGUUUGAAAAAGCUGUAGCCAACGAAGAAAUACUUCUACGUCAGAGUGCAAAUUUAUGAAACCCAACACAAGGGUGGAUUUCCACUGUCGCGAACAUUUCUACGUGCGUAUGCGCGUAAAUAAAAUAGAGGCAAUGUAUGAAAGGUCACUCAACUUUUACAAUUAAGCGCGACCUUUAAUACAUUGCCUCUAUUUUAUUUACGCUGGUAAAAAUUACGCGGCAGUGGAAAUUUACCUUUAUCGUCUAACGUCAUAGUCUUUGGGUAAUGUUGCCCGUUCAGAAGUUAGUGAUUUUUAUUGUUUGAUGAGAGCAAGAGCGCUGUUGGAGGAACAGAUCCAGUUUUCUAGCAAUAACAUGAACCUCUAAAGUUCUGAACCUUAUAAAAAAGGUCCUUUUAAUAGGGAAGUUCCAUUGUAAUCUACCCAACUCUCGUUAGUCUACACCAAAUUAAUUAGUUGAGGAUCUUUUUCAAUAUCCCAACAUCUCUCUCUUCUUUUAUAUCGUUAUAGUUUAUAAUGAUGAUAAUAAUAAUAACAAUAAUUCAAUAAUAAUAAUAAUAAUAAUUCUAUUGAUAACAAUGCUAACUAUUAAAAUCUUAUUUACAGUUCAUUCACUUAAAAAAAACUGUUUCGUCGAAGGACUAUUUACAGUCAAUCCUUUCGUCAAAAAAACACUUAGUUUUGAUUAGAAAAAAAUUCAUUACUUUAAACAAAAAUUAUACAAAUUAAGAACAUUGCAUUUCAAUUAAAACAAUUCAUUUCGAUUAGAAAAAGAAGAAACUAUUUUCAAGGUCAGUUGCAUUCUUACUGAGACAAUCACUAAAAACAAAUCACUAAAAAAGGGGGGAUAUUAAAUAGCGUUCACAGUGUGUUAAUGACGAAUAUUUGCCAUUUAAAAGUAAGGAAACACAUAACUAGUCCGAUUGAAUGGCUCCUUCAACGACUUCGACGUCAAUAAUAAUAAUAAUAAUAAUAUAAUAUAAUAAUGAUAAUGAUAAUGAUCAUUAUCAUGAUCACGAUAUUGAUGAUGAUGAUGAUAACUCAUUAAACGCAGCUUCUGGAUGUCUAGCUGAAGUCUCCCUUAAACAUCAAGUCACUGCCCGUGACCUUAGGUGUCUAAGACUUUGCGAAGUAUUCUGGCUAUACCCAGUAAUUAGGCACGCUCUCUGCAAUGAUUCUAAAAGACAGGUGACACCAAUCGCUGCUAACCACUUGUCUAUGCCUUUCGAGACAGUUUCUAUUGCAGUUAUUAUUGCACCAAUUAUGACUGGCACCAUAGUUACUCUGCGCAAUUUCCAGAUCCGUUUCAACUCCCGCUUAAGGCCGGUCUUAUUAUUACUUAUUAUUAUUAUUAAUUACUAUUAUUAUUAUUAUUAUUUAUGACCGAAAUAGUAGGCCAUUAGCUAGUCAAUGCUACAAAUUAGAUCAAUACAUAAUGCGUGAGAGCACUAAGAAAUUGUUUGUUUUCCAUGCAGACGAAAUCCGUAGCGAAGACGGAAGUACCUCCACGACCUCAGCAGCGAACUCAGGUUAGGUGAAUUCCAAAGAGUCGAAAUGGUGCCAUUAUGGUACCCAUUGUAGGUCACAAGCAAAUAAACAUGCAUGCUUGAAAUUGUUUUAAAGUUUCUGGCUAUGAUUAUUCUUUUUUGUUUGAUUGUUGUUGUUGUUUAAAGUGCUGCCUACACCUACAGUGAACAGGAAUUUAACAUCAGGUAAGAAUAGCAACGAGUAGGGCACUUCCUUAUAGCUUAACAAGCAGGCAAUGGUUUUCUUUUAACACAAACACCCUUCGCUUUCUUCUUAUAGCGGCCCCGAGGUUUACUGUGUCAAAACGCAAGCUACAAAAAACACUGAUAGCCCUACCGGUCGGCAACUCAGUAAAACUUGACUGUUCCGCUAAAGGAUAUCCUCACCCCACGAUAGCAUGGUACAAGAACGGAAAACCCUUUGACGAGAGAAGAGGUCGUUUGCUAUACUUGGAUGGAAAGUAUGUGUUCCGUUUAAAAGACGUGGUACCGUCAGAUACUGGAACAUACACCUGUAACGUCAGUAACCAUCUUGGAUGGAUCAACCAUUCAUACUAUGUUGACGUGCGUGGUAAGGAAUUGCUUUGACUCACAUGAAUUACAGCCACAACCCCUCUUAUCAAGAGCUUUAUUGCUUGGGGAGGGAGAGGUAGGGGAGGCGAGAGAGGAAAGGGCGGGAGUUGGGAGUUCUAUAAGUGUGGAAAGCAGGAGAAAUAGGGAGGAACUAUGCGGUAAUGCUUUAUAUUUUUGAAUCGAAAAAAAAGGCUAAAGGGAGGAAGCCAAAAAGGCGGUUGGAGCCGAGAAUGCAAGGUACGAGAGAAGGGAGCAUUUGACAUGACUCCCCUGCCCACAGGAGAGGACAGGAGAGUCAUACUCUAGCAGUUAUGGUAGAAGGAGAUGAAAGGAUGGCUAAGUAGCAGGCCGUUUUGGCCGGCUACCGGCCCUUAUUAACAGCCCUGUGUAUGCUAGCGACCUCGAAACUAAUAUAUAGAUUUAGCCAGGGAUAAAAGCGAAGCUCUCGAUAAUAUUUAUAUUUUGCUCAAACAAAAUAUAAAAUCGUGUAGUGCUAAGCGGCGAAGGCAACGCCGGAGAAGGGUCAAAAACAACAAUAGGUCUAAUUAGCAAAAAAGCAACUUUGCUCGUGCAGCACGCUUUUUUUGUACAUUUCUUUGCCGUUGUUUUGCACGACUACAACGUUAAACUGCCCGGCAGAAACUUCUUAGUUACACGUUUUAUGGAGAAAAUGUCGUACUUUUUCUCGUUCACUUUUAUAAUAAAGUUCUUACUUACUUACUUACUUACUUACUUAAAAACAAUCUAAAAUUAACACUUCAAAGCUGAAGAAAGUCGAUUUUGUGAAAAAAGUGCUUUUGUCUGCAAAAUGACUUCACUUUUACAUGAUUGUGUAACUCAGAUUCACAAACAUUUACAGUCCAUGGCGAAUUGGAAGAAAAAAAAUGGCCGUUUCAUUUUGGACACUCCUUCAGUCGAGUCUAUUGUGCAUAUAUAUGCAUAAAGUCCUUCAGCUUGUCAUUACUUCAACGAUACUCUCAUAGUAUGACCAUCUUUUUUUCUCUUUCGUACACAUAGAACGAGCCCGUGCCAAGCCAGUUGUCAUUCCGAUGAUAAACGCAACUGCUUUUGUUGGCGAAAGCGCCACGUUGCUAUGCAGGGCAUAUAGUGAUGCUAUGCCUCAUUUCCAGUGGUUACGAUGGUUUCCAAUGCAUUUCAACAGCUCUGGUAACAGCACUGAAGGCAGCAAAUUGCAGUAUGAAGUCAUAAAACAGAACCAGCAAGCUCCCAUUAAUUGGCUUAGCACUAGCAAUAGCAGGCACGCUUUCCAUGAAGUCACUUUGACUUUGGAUAACGUUACAAAGAAAAGUGAAGGAAAGUACACUUGCCUUGUGAGAAACUCAUUUGGUUAUGCUCUGCGGAACGCUUACAUAAUAGUUCACGAAAAGAUUGGUAAGUGGUUGCCCAUAAUCGUAAUUAUAAAAAAAAAGCGGUCAAACAAGCGAAACUUAAUCUAUCUAAUCCUUCCCCAGCAGCAAUUCAACGCCCGACGGACCUAGCUCGGUCGAAUGAAUUUAGUAAUGAAUUCUUACUAUAGCUCUUUUAAAGAACGCUCUAACUAUGUGCUAUUUUCUUCUCAGUGUACAUUCAGACGGCCCAGGAGCCUACGAUGGGCUCCUAUACGGCCUGAGUUUCGAGAUACUCUCUUGGCAAAGCAAGGCGUAAAGCAUAAUCAUUUAAUUUUGAAAAUGAGUAUUAAAAUUUACUUGUGAACAGACAGAUAUUUUCAUAGAGAGUAAGACAGAAUUUUCACGCUCAUCAAUGACACCCUUUUACCAUGGUUACGAGAUAGCCGUUAUUGGUGACAUGAGGUCUAGCCACAGAGCUAUUUUUCAGCAAAAAGUGAAUUUUUCGUACUUUUCUGCACAACAAUUGCAUUGAAAACAGAAGCAAAAUCACUGAGAUUAAGUUAUUUAUCUUACAUCUAGUAAACCAUAUAUAGUCAUCAGUUAGCCUGGGAAAACAGGUUUGCUCGCGAAAUUACGUCGGAGAAACGAGCACAGAAAUUCCACACUUGUGACGUAUCACUACCUAUACAGAUCUGUGUAGUGGAGCUUCUGAUUAGUUGAAGAAAAUUUUCCCCGCGCAUGACCAGUCAAAAGCAACACCCAAUUCUGGCUAAUGAUACGUCAUCAGUAUGGAAUUUCUACAGAUAUUUCUGUCCCUCAGACGGCAUUUCUCAAGUACACAAACGGUGGCGUCGCGAAGUUAGUGGAGUGAUUUCAGUUUAUGGAGAAAAUGUACUACCACUAUUCAUGACUUACAGGUUUUCUAGCAGCUCUUCUUCCGACAAUGUUUGUUUGAAAAAGCUGUAGCCAACGAAGAAAUACUUCUACGUCAGAGUGCAAAUUUAUGAAACCCAACACAAGGGUGGAUUUCCACUGUCGCGAACAUUUCUACGUGCGUAUGCGCGUAAAUAAAAUAGAGGCAAUGUAUGAAAGGUCACUCAACUUUUACAUUUAAGCGCGACCUUUAAUACAUUGCCUCUAUUUUAUUUACGCUGGUAAAAAUUACGCGGCAGUGGAAAUUUACCUUUCUCGUCUAACGUCAUAGUCUUCGGCUAAUGUUGCCCGUUCAGACGUUAGUGAUUUUUAUUGUUAGAUGAGAGCAAGAGCGCUGUUGGAGGAACAGAUCCAGUUUUCUAGCAAUAACAUGAACCUCUAAGGUUCUGAACCUAGAAGGUCCUCUUAAUAGGGAAGUUCCAUUGUAAUCUACCCAACUCUCGUUAGUCUACACCAAAUUAAUUAGUUGAAGAUCUUUUUUAAUAUCCCAACAUCUCUCUCUUCUUUUAUAUCGGUAUAGUUUAUAAUGAUGAUAAUAAUGAUAAUAAUAAUUUAAUUAAUAAUAAUAAUAAUUCUAUUGAUAACAAUGCUAACUAUUAAAAUCUUAUUUACAAUUAAUUCACUUAAAAAAACUAUUUUGUCAAAAGACUAUUUACAAUUCCUUUCGUUAAAAAAAUGCUUAGUUUUGAUUAGAAAAAACUUGAUUACAUUAUUAAAACAAAAAUUAUUCAAAUUAAGACAAUCACUGACAAAAAAUCACUAAAAAAGGGGAAAUUAAAUAGCGUUCACAAUGUGUUAAUGACGAAUAUUUGCCAUUUAAAAGUUAGAAAACACAUCACUAGUCCGAUUAAAUGGCUCCUUCAACAACUUCGACGUCAAUAAUAAUAAUAAUAAUAAUAAUAAUAAUAAUGAUAAUGAUAAUAAUGAUAAUGAUGAUGAUGAGGAUGAUGAUGAUGAUGAUAUUGAUGAUGAUGAUGAUGAUAUUGAUGAUGCUGAUGAUAACUUAUUAAACACAGCUUCUGAAUGGCUUGCUGGAGUCUCCCUUAAACAUUAAGUCAUUGCCCGUGAUCUUAGGUGUCUAGGACUUUGCGAAGGAUUCUGGCUGUACCCAGUAAUUAAGCACGCUCUCUGCAAUGAUUCUGAAAGACAGGUGACAGCAAUCUCUGCUAAACACUUGUCUAUGCCUUUCGAGACAGUUUCUAUUGCAGUUAUUAUUGGGCCAAUUAUGACUAGCACCAUAGUUACUCUGCGCAAUUUCAAGAUCCGUUUCAACUCCCGCUUAGUUAAGGCCGGUCUUAUUAUUAUUAUGUCGCAGGAUGAAACUUUGGAAUGCUGUCCACAUUAUGAGUCGUAUAGGGCGCAUAGCGUAACUUACACCACUUGAGAAGCUAUACUUAGAAGUAAAAAAAGGUCGAUACGAAACCUAAUACGAUCCUAAAAUACACAGUGAUAUGAAUCUCUCUACUUAAAGGCCAAUUUAGAAUAUUAAAUAUUAAAUUCUGAUACUCUGUAAAACCUUCGCUAUCUCUACUAAAAGAUUACUUAUAAUAAUAUCAAACUCUAAUGUUCUAAAAAAUCUAAGUAAAAACGUCAGCAAGCUUGUGUUUCUAGAUUUCUAGAGAAAAAACAAAAACCUAAAAACUGAAGUCCUUAGCGCCCUAACUAAGUAUUUAUCUAAAAUGUUCUGGCAAUGUUUAAAGUGUUUGAGAUGACCGACUUCUACAUCCGCUCAAGUACGCUCCGUGCUCUCGCUCCAAGUAGCUUCCUCACCGACUUCUCUAGGUGUUUAGAGUAACCCCACAGUACGUCAAUUAUUACGUUGUACUGUUCAACCCUGUAACCAUUGUAUCUCUGCUUCAGCUCCCACAUUAUGGGUACAUACUUGAGUGUAUUUUCCUCAUCUUUCUUAGUUCUACUCUCAAUCCAGGGGCAAAUCCAGGGCUGGUUUUGGCAUCACCGGUGAGUAACACGGUGGAACCUCUUCUGUUAACCCAUGCCCUCGUAGGAGCUCAUAAAACAGAAUCUUCAAAGCUGCAUUAUGCCUGUAUAGGUACUUGGUUUGUGCCGGGGAGGAACAUCCAGCCAAUACAUGUGCAACGCUCUCAGCUACCUUCACACAUAACCUGCAUAGAACUUCGCCGUCGGUGGAGGUUUGCGUCUUCUCCUUUGUGUAGAGCUUCGUAGGUAACAACUGCUCAUACAAUUCAUACAUGCCCGCGAUGGUAUAUGUGGGGCAUGUAGCCCAACUUUUUAACCAUGCAAAGCAGCUGGUUAUGCUUAGGCUCUCAUCUUCCCAUCUGAUACGGAAUAACUUUCCUUGCCACUUUUUGUCUUUAGCGAUCUCCAAGAACGGCUUCUCUUGAGAUUGCUUCAACAGAUUCCCAGCUCUUGCCGCAGCUACCACCUUUCCUUCUGUUGUAACACACACGGGAUUUAGGGUAUCAAGAUGAAGUGUGAUGUUGAGUUCUUCGGCGUACUUAGCUGCUUCCUUUACGAGCGACUGGUGGCCUGAUGCCAUGGCGUGUUCUUCAAAUUCUUUAACUGCUUCCACAGUCUGGUCCGGGUUCUGAUACAAUUUCAGUAGCGAUUUGAUUUUAGUGAUCUUGUACUCGUGUUCGACUGAUCGCACGCCUCUACCCCCUUUCUCCCUCGGUAGAUAUAACAAAGAAGUCAGGCUAGCUGGGUGCUUGCCACCGUUCUCAAUUAUUGUUUUCCGAGCUUCUCUGUCCACAUCUCUUAACUCUGAUAGAGGCCAAUACUGUGUCCACAUUAAGUACCGCGGGACCGGGAGUGCAUACUGAUUAGUUGCCUGCACACGGUUACAAUCAGAGAGGGGGCUGGACCAUUUAAUAGAUAUCCUGCGUAGAUACUCUUUAGCCGCACAAGCUAGGGCCAGCCGUUCAUCCUGUCGAACGUUCUCUAGCACGCCCAGGAAUUUGUAGUGUUUUCCUUCCCGAAGAGCCGUGAUGGUAGUUGUCUCGUCCAUCCUCAUACCAGACUCGUCUAGCACUUGGGCUCCCCUCUUCACGUGUACCACUGAGCACUUUUUCUGAUUCCAGUGGAGGCCGAUGUCCUGCAUCGCUCCUCUAGUCUCUUUCAGCACUCGGUUCAGCUUGCUCGCGGAGGCAGCAAAAACCUUGAGGUCGUCGAUAUACAGGAGAUCGGAGACUUUGACUCCUAUAGGCUUGGAUAACCGGUAUCCCUCUGUUAUUAUUAUUAUUAUUAUUAUUAUUAUUAUUAUUAUUCAUUACUAUUAUUAUUAUUUAUGACCGGAUAAGCUAGGCCAUUAGCUAGUCAAUGCUACAAAUUAGAUCAAUACAUAAUGCGUGAGGGCACUAAGACAUUGUUUGUUUUCCAUGCAGACGAAAUCCGUAGCGAAGACGGAAGUACCUCCACGACCUCAGCAACAAUUCCGUCUCUAAAUGGUAAGAAUAGGUUAAAUCCAAUGAGAUAUUUAGUAACACUGUGAGUGAAUUUUUGUCUAUUUGCAAUGUCAUCACAACUUCUGGGGCACCGAGAAAGCGUUAUGCCAGCGCUAGUUCGUAAUAUACCCGAUGGGAAUUGGGAUGGAAAUUGCCGUCAGAUUCAAAUUAAAGUAAGCAAAAACUGUAAGCAGUUACUCAGAAAUUUUUGCAUUUGCCAAAGAAUUAUUACUUGUGCAGUCAAACAUUGUCACAGUAAUGAUUCAGUAGUGCUGUUUGCGUAGUUCAUUCUUCACUCUAGGCUUUAAUUUCCUCGGUCCAUAUAGACAAAGUACUUGUAGAGCUGAGGUUUAGAAAGAUCUACGUCCUCAAGGCGAUCGCAAGUUUCAGUAAAAUCUUUCUGCAAAUUAUGGACGUAAAUUCCCUUCCAACUAUAAGCUAGCCCAAUCGAUUUUGAGGCGCAAAUUUCCCUCGCAGUAUAAGCCUAGCCGAUUUUGAAACACAAAUUUCCCUCCGUAUGGAAGGCCCUCCGAAUAUAAGACCCUCCAAAAAAUAAGCCUCUCAAAAGGGCCUUUGAAAAAUAUAUGUCCCGGGGCUUAUUUUACGGAAUUUUACGGUAUGUCAAACUCAAUUGAUUCAAACGUCGAUUGGGGAUUAGGUUCGGUACAUGAAAAGAUCGAAGUUUGAACUGGGCUUAACGAACUCGGCACAAUUGCCUGCUCCCCUGUUGGCUUGAUUAGUUCAAUGGAUAGAGCGUUGCGUCCGGUCAUCGGAAAGCAGUGGCAGAUCCAGAGGAGGGGGGGGGGGGCGCCCCUUAUUUUUAGACCAAACUGAGCCCCCCCUCCUUAUCUCAAGGUAUGGAUCCGGCACUGCAAAGACCAGGGUUCAUUUCCCGGUCAGGCCUGACUUUUUCAACCACUUACUAUAGGUUGUUUAUUUAAUUUAACUGUGAGGAUCAUUUCAUUUUCAUAUCUUUAUCGGCAGUUCAAAAUCAGGUAUGAGUCAUUUCAUAUAUUUCCAUUAAAAAAAAAAAAAAAGAAAUUGGGUUAGGUGAAUUUACAAUAGUCGAAGUGGUGCUAUUAUGGUACCUAUUGUAGGUCACAGGCAAAUAAACAUGCAUGCAUAACCACCGUUGAGAUGAAAAAGUAUCGAAGUCGUUCUUAGUUCUAUUUUCUGUCUUGAACAGAUUCGAGCGAAGCUGGUGGUCAGAAAAGAGAGAGGCCUGCAGAAAAGAAAAGUUGGAUUAAUAGUUUAAGAUACCCCUGGCUCUUGAUUGGACUUUUGGCAACUGUGAUUAUCACUGUUAUCACCUUUCCUGCUUGGUUUUGCUGGAAGCUUAAGAAAACUCGGGCCUCAUCGCCACCUGCUAUUGCUUCGCUUAGACCACGAUACGACGCCCGGAAUGAGUACGUCGUUGUUCCAGAUUUCAAAUGAAAUCAAUUAAUUAUGAAGAUUCAUAUGUGUUCAUCUGGACAACGAUUUUUGAGACAUUGUGCCUCCCGCAAUAUAUUAGUCGAAAGUUGGAACACAUGGAGUAGCCGUACGUACUUUCGUUAGAAGAUUCUAGGACACGCCUUUAAUUUGCCGUAAUAUCUAAAUCGUAAGGAGGUCUUUGAAAACACAACGUCCCAAAAUCUUUUUGGGCAAUACUUGCUGCUUCGAACAGUUAUUUUUACAAAAAUGUUUGUUGCGCCCCUGAUAUUAGUUGGGUAAACGCAAUUUUAACGAUGCUCAUCUGUAGUUACUGCACCUCUUUUUUCAUCGGCUACUGGCCUCACUAAACACUGUAAAUUAAAAAUUAAAUACAGAGCCAUUUUUGGAGUUGGCUCCCUUAAUAAGGGCCAAUGCAGUCGAAUUACUUAAGAUUGAUUUUAGGCCCACGAGGUGAAAUGAGCCCUAGCAUCGACCGGAAUUGACAUUUGAUGGGGCUUUUUUGGUGAACUGUGCUCAAAUUCAAAUGGCUCCAGAAGAGACUAAAUAGACUGGAGCGUGCAGGGUUAUUAAACUGGCUUUCAGUUUUGACGACUGUACCACAGGGUACCCAGACUCACAACAGCCCACUAGACAGAAGCCAAAAGAUAAGUCCAUUUGUAUGGGAAUUUAUCGUAAAAUUGAUAAAAAGGUUAAA